Messenger RNA from Cydia amplana, 1862 nucleotides. Its product is annotated as sodium-coupled monocarboxylate transporter 1-like. The coding region runs from base 254 to 1732 and encodes 492 amino acids. Gene Ontology annotation, cellular component: membrane. The transcript is spliced from 12 exons. The record is from RefSeq and is a predicted model, not a curated record. Lineage: Eukaryota; Metazoa; Arthropoda; Insecta; Lepidoptera; Tortricidae. Gene Ontology annotation, molecular function: symporter activity. Gene Ontology annotation, biological process: sodium ion transport; transmembrane transport.
CAAUUCAUUACAAGUGCGAGUACCGGUAUGUUGACGACUUAUAGUCUUGAUGAUUACACGCCCACUCAAACCUGAGGCCAGCUUGAGGUCUAUUUCCAGACAGGACAUCAGCAAUUUGUCGUUUAAAAUAGUCCACCCGAGUAGUGCACAAAAAUCGCGGGCGUAUAAUUGGAAAAUUCAUUCAUACGGCGUCGACCUCUAGGGAACAGAAGUGUCUUGGUUUAGACAAAAAGAACAGUGCAAAAAUCACAAAAUGGAUGAUCCAAUAGAUGUGUCAGUGGUUAGAAAAUCUUUUCAACAUUUCACAAUGAUUGACUAUUCGGUGUUCGUCUUAAUGUUAGGCGUGUGUACUGGAAUUGGGCUAUAUUUUGGCUGUGUAAAGAAACAGAAUUCUGUGCAGGAUUAUUUGAUGGGUGGAAGGGAUAUGGGCAUUGUUCCUGUCACGUUCUCUUUGGUUGCAAGCUUUAUUUCAGGUAUUUCCUUGCUGGGUACACCGACGGAGCUAUACUUAUACGGGACAUCAUACGUCUUUUUCCUUAUCGGGGCCUGCCUAAUGUCUGUCGUCAUCUCUUUUACUUUCAUGCCCGUAUUGCACGAUUUGCAAAUAACAUCGGCUUAUGAGUACUUAGAACUUCGUUACGAUAAGCGUAUUCGAUUAUUUGGUUCUAUCAUAUUUAGUUUUUAUUUGAUGGCGUGGUUACCUAUUGUGAUAUACGUGCCAGCUUUAGCAUUUAACCAAGUAACCGGUGUCAAUAUUCAUAUCGUCACCCCAAUCGUAUGCUUUGUUUGCAUAUUCUAUACAUCAUUGGGGGGUUUAAAAGCCGUCGUUUGGACGGACGUGAUACAAACUGUAGUGAUGACUGGCGCAAUGAUUUUAGUCAUCAUCAAAGGGACAAUCAUUGUUGGCGGCUUUGGCGAGGUCUGGCGACGGAACUGGAAUACAGGAAGGAUAGAAAUGCCCUCACUUCACUUUGAUUUGACUGAUCGACAUACUAUUUGGUCCGUCUCCAUUGGGUCCAUGUUCUAUUGGACUGGCAAUAUAGCGGUCAAUCAAUCUAUGAUGCAGAGAUUUCUGUCCCUACCGGAUUUGAAGUCGUCAAAAAGGGCAGUUUGGGGUUUUCUAGGUGGAAUAACACUGAUAGUGUUAAUCUGUGCCUUCAGCGGAAUGUUAGCGUACGCUAGAUACUACGACUGCGAUCCCCUGGACUCCAAGCUGGCUCUCGCCAAGGAUCAGAUCUUGCCGUUGUUGGUUAUGGACGUCCUGGGAGAAUGGAACGGCUUGCCGGGUAUCUUUGUAGCUGGAGUGUUUAGUGCAGCACUCAGUUCGCUGUCAACUGGGCUUAACUCAAUGUCUGCUGUAGUCCUAGAGGACUUUUGGAAGCCGUUUUUCAGGCAGCCGUCACACAAGGAGACACAAAUUCUUAUGCGCGCCGUGGUCGUAGUUAUUGGAUGCGUAUGUGUCGGCCUAGUGUUUAUUGUUGAGAAGUUGGGAUCCGUUCUACAAUUGUCGAUGAGCUUGUCAUCGGCAUCAAUGGGUCCUCUGACUGGAGUAUUCCUCAUGGAGCGCCUUGAGCGGGGGCGUGUUCGGUCUGCUUACUUCUUGGUGGGUGGCGGCGCAAGCGCAACUCGCGCAGGCGCACGGCUCCCUGCGUUUCGAGGAGAAACCCCGUUUUCUGCACAACUGUACUUACACGUUCCCCGAGAAAACCGUACUGGAGGCUACCGAGGAUGAAGUGGCCUACUUAUACAGGAUAUCGUACUUUUGGUACACUGCAUUCGGCUGCAUCGUAACCAUAGUCGUGGCGUGUCUCAUCAACCUCUGGCCACAGAAGAAAAAAGAGAAACACUUCAACGAGUUGCGA